Messenger RNA from Saccoglossus kowalevskii, 2179 nucleotides. Its product is annotated as structural maintenance of chromosomes flexible hinge domain-containing protein 1-like. Gene Ontology annotation, molecular function: ATP binding; protein binding. Gene Ontology annotation, cellular component: chromosome. Gene Ontology annotation, biological process: double-strand break repair; chromosome organization. NCBI's taxonomy places the organism in Eukaryota, Metazoa, Hemichordata, Enteropneusta, Harrimaniidae. The record is from RefSeq and is a predicted model, not a curated record.
AAUAAACUUUGGAAGAUUUCAAGUAUCUGCAAACAGAGGUCUUUACGAGUUGCGUCCUAAGGCUCUGAUUGGCCGAGUUAACAUUCCUGGUCCAAUCAUAAUAAUCAAAGUUGAACCAGACCCUGGCAAACCAGUCAGUAUACUGGUGAAGUAUGACAAGACUGCUACAUUUUCAGCAGGAGGAACUCUACCAGAUUUUGUUGUGACUGUCACUGCGGAGGACGGGAACACUAUGACAACGACACAGUCUAGACAUAUUCGUAUGAAGAUGUGGCAACCAGAUGGAUCGUCAGGAAUAUUGUCAAAACCACCCGAGAAAUGUCUUACCGUGCCACCAGAUGCAAAAAAAUCAACUGAUCAACAAGGGCAUUUUUAUUUCAGAGAAAAGAAAAUUCCAGUUCGAUCCGGUACUCACAAUGUCGUUUUCCAUUAUUCUGACAAUAAAGGAACAUUUUUGUGCACCAAUACUGUUGUUUUAUUGGUUACUCCAUCUUCUCCAAAUAAAUUGGUACCAGUUGGAAUACCAGGUACACCCACAGUAUCAAACACACAAAAGUCUUCAAGUCGAGUAUUGAUAAGAUCACUGAAAUUGCAACUGAAGGAUCAGUAUGGUAACGAUGCAGGUGAUGGCAUAACUGGGAAAGUAUCAGUCACUAUAAUUCCAACAACAUGUGAUGAAAUACCUAAACUGGUAGGAAAUGUCUCUUCCAUUGAAGUUGUGUUAAACAAUGGAGUAGCCCAGCUGUCAAAUUUGAUGAUUCAGGAGAACUCACCUGGUAAAGAUGGUCAGGAAUAUAUACUACGAUGUCAGGUCAUAGGUCAAGGACUAGAAGAUAUUGAACCUUACGAUCAAUCUUUCUUUUUUUACAAUGAUGCCAAGAAGCAGACACAGAUGUCUCAACUCACCAAACAGCGAGAUGAGUUGUUCCAGACGAUAAGGACCUACAAUGGGUUCUUUGAGACCACUCAGCAGCUGAUAAAAGAAAUGAAAAUCUCUGUACAUGAAGCACAGACUGGAGAACAGCAUUUAAGAAGUGAACUAAGGAGGCAAAACAUUCCUGCCACUCAGCUCAAUUCAAUCGCAAAUGUUGAUGGACUAGUUUCACAGAGAAUUAGAGAACGAGAUACCAUCUUGCAUCGUCCAAGGCGACAAUGUGGACUAGCAGCACCACCACGGGAUAGGGAUGUUAUUGGAAAGAUUGCUCACUUAGCUACGAUUGAAAAUGAUGACAUAGCGAGAGUAUUGUCUUGGCAUAUGGCCAGCGAUAUGGAUUGCGUUGUGACGAGAACUAACACUAAAGCUAUGGAGGUGUACAGAGUUUCAAACGGAAGACAACAAGUACUGCCACUGGAUUCAAUUUACAGAAAAAAUUUACCUGAUUGGAACAAGCCUCUUCCUCAUUUGAGAGGUAGACAGAAUAAUUUUCGUCCCAAAGGCAAUCCAGUUUUUGCAAGGAAUUUAUUAGUCUUCACCAAAGAUAAAGAGGAGUGUAAAGUUGUGUUUGGUAUGUUACUUGGGGAUACUAUAAUUCUUGAUAAUUUACAAGAUGCAAAUGACUACCGACAAGAGGUGACCAGGAUCUCUCACUGUCCAACGCUCCUCACCAGAGAGGGCGAUAGAAUCCGUAGCAAUGGUAAAUUUGGUGGUGUGCAGAAUAGAGCGUUACCGAUUGAUAAACUAAAGGGAGCCGUAUUUGGUGCACCAUUACCAAUUGAGUAUCAUGCAUUGUGUACUCAGAUAGACACUCUCCAGAAUUACAGGCAGUCCAUGAUAAAACGUUUGAAUGCAGACAAGGAAUUACAAGAGCAGCUCCAAAAUGAAAACACUCCAGAAAUGAAAUCAAAGAGACGAGAAUAUCAUGAAGCGGAAGAAAUGCUGAAAUCUGUUGAGAAACAUCUUGGUAUGUCUCCAACAUCAGGUUUUUCACCAAUUGGUUCACCAAGAGCCAGAGCAGUGACUCGUCUCCGCCAGGAUGCGCCAAUACCAUUGAGUAUGGAUGAGGAUGAACCAAUAUCCAAACGUGCUAGAUCAACCAGUAGUCGUACCAGCACACCCCCAGGAACUCCAGUUCCCAACGGAUUGACAUCUGACAGGAACACCCCUACGAGGACAACACGUCGCUCUGCUGCAUCACCAACACAGUCACCCACAACAUCAAAACGACUCCGACGGACGUAG